Messenger RNA from Entelurus aequoreus (snake pipefish), 2479 nucleotides. Its product is annotated as oocyte zinc finger protein XlCOF22-like. Gene Ontology annotation, cellular component: nucleus. Bases 192 to 1226 code for a protein of 344 amino acids. The transcript is spliced from 2 exons. NCBI's taxonomy places the organism in Eukaryota, Metazoa, Chordata, Actinopteri, Syngnathiformes, Syngnathidae. The record is from RefSeq and is a predicted model, not a curated record.
GUGUUUCCGGUAGCGACUUCGAUGGCGGACUCGGCGGCUGUGGCUUCCUGGAGAAGUUCAAAACUUACAAUAUAACAGAAAAUAUGUCUAGAAAUACCUCAAAUACUUGAUUUUUCUAACACCAAGAAACGGAAGUUGAAUUUGGAGCGAUGGAGUGUUAUCUGAAGUGAAGAUUGAAGACGUGAUAGAAGAUGGACGACUACUGCUAUGCUAAGACGGCGACGUCCGCUAAAAGAGAACAUGAAAGACAAUCACUAACGGAGAAAAAGACGAAAACUGCAGAUGAAUACAUCCAGCAGCUGACUGGUCAACCAGAAGAACUUCCCAUUCCGUCAGGAGGGAGCUCCACUUUGAAGCAGGAGACUCCACAACCACCCUUCAUUAAAAAGGAAGAGGAGGAACUCUGCAUCACUCAGGAGGGAGAGUGUCUUCUAGGACGAGAGGAGGCUGAUCUCACCAAGUUGCCACUGACUGUUGUCUCUGUGAAGACUGGAGAUGAUGAAGAGAAACCCCAUGCAGACAACCUCUUAACUUCGCUUUCAGAUAGUGAGGCUGAAGACGAGGUUGAAGUAACUUUGAGCAGCGAUACAGACUGUGAAGGUGAUAUGAGGACUCACACUGACAACAAACACUCUAAACGCUCUAAAAAGAAGAGAGGUAAAACGCAUUUGAGCUGCUCAGUUUGUGCGAAAAGCUUUACCAAAAAGUACAAUUUCACUCAACACAUGAGAACACACACAGGAGAGAAACCAUUUCAGUGUUCGGUUUGUAGUAAAAGCUUUUCUCAAAAUAGCAUUUUGACUGUACACAUGAAAACACACACAGGAGAAAACAAAUUUAAUUGCUCAGUUUGUGGGAAAAGCUUUUCGAUAAAGAGCUAUUUGACUGAACACAUAAGAAGAACACACACAGGAGAUCAAACAUUUCGUUGUUUCGUUUGUGGCAAACUCUUUACCCCAAUGUGCAAUGUCACUCAACACAUGAGAACACACACUGGCCAAAAACCAUUUAUUUGCUCAGUUUGUGGUAAAAGCUUUUCUCGAAACAGCUAUUUGAUUCCACACAUGAGAACACACACAGGAGAAAAACCAUUUAACUGUUCAGUGUGCCGUAAAAGCUUUUCUGUGAAGUGCAAUUUGACCGAACACAUGAGAACACACACACAAGAGAAAAAACAUUUAGUUGUUCAGUCUGUAGUAGACACUUUUUUUCCAGGCAUGGUUUGACCAACAUAUGAGGAAACACACCGGAGAAAAACAUUAAAGUUGUUCAGUUUGUAGUAAAAAAAAAUCCAACAUAAUGCAGACAGAGUAAGAACACACAAGGGAGAGUAACCAAUCAGCUGUUAAGUUUGUGGUAUGGUGCUCAUAUGUGGCGACAUCCACCCAAACCCAGGGCCUCCUUGAAUACCUCUGUGAAAUGUAUCCAAUUUGUUAUUAAACAGUUUUUCAACAAUUUUAGAAAAUUGUGGAAGUAAAGAAACAGGUGUAUAAUUUGUAAAUUGGUGUUUGUCUCCAGUCUAAUAAAUCUGGAUUUUUUUUUGCUAUUUUCAUUUUGUUUGGGAAUUUGCCUGUUUGAAAUGACAGGUUAUUGAUCUACGUUAAUGGUUCUGAGAUCUGUUCCAUACAUUUUUGAUUCUAUAUAAAUUCCAUUUCAAUCAGUUGAGGUCUUCGAUUGACAUAUUAGUCACGAUUUUAACUCUUUCCUCUUGCGUGACGAACAUUGAGUUGGGUUUUCUAUCUAUGGUAUAAUUUUAGUCCUCAAUUGAUAAUGUGUCUGCAAUCCUUUCCUCCGGUUUUGGUCCAAUAGUCAAAAAGUAAUUAUUGAAGCUUUCAACUACUUCCUUCAUAUCGUCAUUAUUUACGUUUCCGAGGGUAAACUCUCCUAGUGCCAUUUUUAAUUAUACUAUUAAGGAUGCCCCAGGUUGCUCUCAUAUUGUUUUUGUUUUCUGUCUAAUAAUUGACUGUAAUAUUAUUUUCGACAUGUUCAUUGUGUUAGAAUAAUUGUAUCUAAGUUAUCACAAAAACUUUGUGUUUCAAUGAGUUCCCAGCGAAAAGCAAAAACAUGUCUUUGAACCUACCAAGAAGAAGGCUUGUAAAACUCCACUGUGUAGGGGGGGAAGCAACAUGAAGGUGUUCUGUUUUCUUUCAUGUAUUGUAAUCAACAGAAAGAUAUUGUUUUAACCCAAGGACUACAAAGCGGAGAGAAGGCAGGAUCUGCCCAAGUUCCAGACACGUUUUUUCGAACUCUUUUACGAACCUCUUUUUGAAGUCUUUUACAAACAUUUCUUUGAACUGUUUUACAACCUUUUCUGUGAAGUGUUUACGACCUUUUCUUUUGAACUGUUCUGUAACCAAAGGCAACACUGUUUACGACCCACGUCCCUUUGGAAGCAGCUGUUGCCAUGUGGUCAGGGAAAGUCCAAAUAAAGGAGGAGGCAUACAAUCUUUCGCCAGAGCGUGCUGGAGACCGUACAAGA